This is a messenger RNA of Melitaea cinxia (Glanville fritillary), 1556 nucleotides long. RefSeq lists its product as uncharacterized. NCBI's taxonomy places the organism in Eukaryota, Metazoa, Arthropoda, Insecta, Lepidoptera, Nymphalidae. The record is from RefSeq and is a predicted model, not a curated record. The transcript has 2 exons. The coding region runs from base 222 to 1439 and encodes 405 amino acids.
ACUGCUGCGAGCGCUAGUGGCGUGUUGAUAACAGCACUUAUCAGUGAUUAUACGUUCCGAUUAUAUUUUAGUUUUGAAAUUGUUUGUGUUGUUUUGUUUUAUCGUUUGCAUUUAAUCGUGUAACUUGGUAAUACUCUUAUAAUUAUUUAGACGUGUGUUACUUGGUUUUUUUUUUUCAUAUUUGUUUAUACAAAAAAAAGUGAAACAAGUGACUUUAAAAUAUGGAUAAUAAUAGUGAUGUUAGAGAUACGUUCGAAGGUAAAAUAAAGCUAAGUGAAGAGUUUACGGAAAAUUUACAAAAAUCAAUACAGGAUAUCAUAAAAAGAGAAGAAUAUAUAUCACACAGUAUAGAUGUCAGAAAAUUGUCAACAGGCGGUAACAACUUUUUAGGUGAACUGUACGAAAUAGAUGUAAAAGGAAAAACAAAAGAUGGUGAAAAAGAAACCAAUAUAUUUUUGAAACGCAUCAUUCAUAACGAUGAUUUCAAAGUAUAUUCAAUACCAGAAGUAUACAAGAAAGAGGCUUUCGUUUACAAGGAACUCGGGAAAAUAUUUAAUGAAUUACAAGAAAACGCUAAUAUACCAAACGAUGAUAGAUUUAAAAUGGUCAAAAGUUACGAUGAAACGAGCGGUGAAGUUAUAAUUCUUGAAAAUUUGGCUCGAAAAGGAUUCAAAAUAAUGCCUAGAAUGGAUGUUAUGACAAUAGAAUUUGCAAAGUUAUCAAUAGAACAACUGGCUAAAUUCCACGCUCUAUCUUUUGUGUUGCAAAAAAUGAAAAAAGAAUACUUCGACACAAGAAUUAAAUCAAUCAAACAAUCAUUUGUUUAUGAUGAUUAUUGGAAUGAAUUUGUCAAGAACAUGUAUGAAGUAUCCACUUCAAAGUUAGAUGAGGUGACGAAAGCGAGGAUAAAGAGAUUCUUCGAUACUUCACUAGAUAAAUAUCCGAAAUAUAUGAAUGGAUUGAGCUCAAACAUUAAAUGUUUGUGUCAUGGCGAUUUUAAGAUGAAUAACGUUUUGAUGAAAGAAAAGGACGGAAGAGUUAUAGAGGUGAUAGCAAUCGACUACCAGCAAAUAUACUUCGGAUGCCCGGUCAUCGAUCUCAUAUACUUUAUCUAUGCAGCGAGCGACCGAGACUUCAGGAAACAACACUUAAGCUAUCUCAAAGAUCGCUACUACGAGACAUUAACGAGCUUUCUUAACUACUUCUCCAUUGGUAUAAGUACAGUGUACCCAAGGGAGGAAUUCGAGGAAUGUUUUCGAAAUAGUUUAGACUACGCACUAAUGUAUACACUGUACAUGUUGCCAAUGUUUUUCUUGUGUGAUGAUGUACCAGAUUUGAGUAAAGAUGAGUUGCUGGAGAUGAACAUUAGUGUUGAUAAAAGGUUCUAUGAUAGAAUGCAAGGAAUUAUUAAUGAUUUCAUUGAAUUGGGGGUUAUAUAAGUUUAGAAACAGAACUUACGGUGGAAGACCGAGAUGGUUAACAUUCAAACCAUUUAAACAGGAGGAGAAUACUUUAGGAUACAGAUAAUCUGUUAAAAUAAAUUAUUUUAAUUAAUA